CUCGCGGAGUGGGUAACCCCCUAACACCGCCAACGGAGCGCCUCAACCCGCUACGUAUUUUAAAGUUUAAAUUAAGCCAGUUUGAUAGAAAAAUGCAUAUAAUUUUUUUUUUCUUGAAAUCGAACAAAUUUAUUUUAGGUUUUACCACUUAACCAGCAACCAGAUGGGGGCAUCAAUGACUCUUUGAUAUUUCUUUCUCUGCGAGGGACGCCACACCCUGUGAGCCAAUCGGAGCUCAGCUCCACCUCCUCCCUCACAUCAUCUGAAUCUCUAAGUGGGAUUGUCACAUCAUCAAAGGCACCUCUCUGUUUGGUGCUUCUUCAAUCCUUUAGCAGAACACAAAGUGGAAAAAAAGAGGGAGGACGAUGGAAUGAAUGAGAAGAAGAGGAGCAAUGUGGACAAAGAAACCUCCUCCUCUUCACACCGGAGCAGACUGGAAGGUCGUCCUCCACUUACCAGAGAUUGAGAAGUGGCUGAGAGCAACCAGCGACAGAGUUGCACAGCUCACACACUCUGUUGUACAAGACAAUGACAACAGACACGUGGAUGUCCAUCUAGUGCAGCUUAAGGACAUCUGUGAAGACAUUUCUGACCAUGUGGAGCAGAUUCAUGCUUUACUGGAGACGGAGUUCUCUUUGAAACUUCUGUCCUACUCUGUUAACAUCAUUGUAGACAUUAGGACUGUGCAGCUGCUGUGGCACCAGCUGAGAGUAACAGUUCUUGUUCUGAAAGAGCGUCUAUUGCAGGGUUUACAGGACCCUAACGGGAACUACGCCCACCAGACUGACAUCUUACAGGCCUUCAGCCAGGACCAACACCAGACCCGCCUGGAUGCUUUGACAGAUGUCGACGACUGUGGUCAGCUGACAAUACGCUGCAGCCAGGACUACUUCUCCCUAGACUGUGGCAUCACUGCCUUUGAGCUAAGCGACUACAGUCCCAGUGACAUUCCUGAAGAUGAGAAAACAGAGCCCAUGAUUGAAGAGAUUUCCCAGGAUAUCAUUUACACAACAAACUCAAAUAUUGAACUCCACAACAGUUUACGACACCUCUCUGUGCAAAGUGACAUAGACAACCAUAGUUAUUUUACACCUCAGUUACCCACAAAUCAAUGUGAAAUGCCGAAUGAUAGUGAAAGCUCAAAACGCCCUCGGCAGGCUUUAAGUCACAGUACUAAAUCUUCACCCACACAGCUAUCACUUCCCAAGAGAGCAGCCUUAUUCUCAAGCAACGAAACCAAAUCAAGGGAAAGUUGCAGAAAGACCUACCAGCAAUUUGAAGUGCAAUUUAAUGCUGAGCUGAGUCGAAGCUCCCCCUGUCUUGUGGAUCCUCCAGACAAAACCAGGUUCUGGUUAGAACUGGACUCAGUUCAUCCGGAAAAUAUUCCGCAAUCCAGCGAGAUUCUUCAGAGUAAGCACAACCUCCAGAAACACCAUGUGAACUCAUCACACAGAAAAUCUGAGGGAAGCUCUUGCACUGUCAUUACCAACGCCAGCCUGGCCCUCUGUCACCUGAUGUCACAGGAUGAAAUAUCCACCCAAACAGAAAGGACACAGAAGAGGACACAUGCACCCAGUGACUCUGACCCCUCCUUGCCCUCCCCCAUUGGAGAGCAGCCCUUGUCCUCAGAUUUGGAAGCAUGUGGAGAGGAAUCUGAUCCUCAGCUGUACUGCAGCAGGACUGCAGCCUGUAUAAUGAAGCGGCAGGGACACAAGGAGACCCAGGUUCUAUCAAAAAUCAACCAGGACAGGGAGCACUGGUAUGGGUCAGAUGAGUUCCUGGCUCUCCCUGCUCAGCUCCAUGAAACUGAGAUGCUGGCUGUGAAAUUGGAAAGUCUGAUACAGUCCAGCUCCCUGAACCAGAUAGGUUUGCAGGACGUGGAUGACUGGGAGCUGUCAGACCUUAAUGUAGACUGGGACAUUGGAGAAAGUGGAGUCAACAUGAGAAACGUAUGGGAGAGUAGGAAUUACAUUACAUCUCCCCUACCAUCACUGCGCCCUUAUAUACAAAACUCCGUAAGCUGCUUCAGCUCCAACUCCUCUAGUGAUAUUGGUCCCUCAGUUGAAGAAAGCAUAGAAUCAGGGCCCUUAAGUGACCUGUUCUCAGAAAAGGGCGAUAGGAUGAGGUCUGUGGAUGGUUCCCCACAACUAACAGCGCCCCUGGUGGAUGGCAAUGGAUGUGCUUCUCUAAUGAAAAAAUUAUUAGAGGACAUGAAGGAUCAGAACAAAGACGUCUGGAGAAAAAUUGAGUGUUUUGUGCAGAAGUUGGACUGGUUCAUCUCAUGGUUGCAAGAGGCGCUAGACAGCACUGAAAACUGGACACAGCCCAGGCAGGACUUGGAGAGCCUUAGGGUUUACUUGGACACUCACCUGAACUUCAAGCUUAAUGUGGACAGUCAAAAUGUUCUGAAGGAGAGCAUAUUGGAGGAGGGAAAGGCACUACUCAGCAUCAUCACAUCCCACCAAUCGGCUCUGAAGGAUAUUCUCCAUAUGGUUAGGAGCCAGUGGGAUCAGCUCCAGAGGCAGAUCCAGCGCCAACAUGGUUGGAUGCUCUGUGUCCUUCAUCACAUCCAGGCCUGCCUCCUCCACACCAGCCAUUCACAUGAGCUCUUUACAGCCAUGUUGAACUUGUCAGCAAAUAGGCAGCUCCCAUGCCUUGCAGAAGACCUCGAGGUGGAGCUAACGUCAACUCAAAGCGACAUCCACCAGGUUGCCCUUGAGACGAUGUCAGUUAAACUGAGCAGCCUCCAUUACCCCUCAUCCUCUAGGAGGCACAACAGGAACAACAGUUUGCAGGAGUUUGAGGCAGAGUACCAAGAGCUGUGGGACUGGCUGAUGGACAUGGAUGCUGUGGUAACCGGCAGCCACCAGUUGGUGAUGUCAGAUGAGCAGAGACAUCACCUUUUCAAAAGUAGCCUCGCUGAGCUUCUGAUGAUGGAGAGCUGUAGGACUAGUCUGCUCAAACAAGCUGCCAGCCUGAAACAGAGUGGGAAUGAGCUACCAAACAACAUGCACAUCAAAAUGCACAACCUUACGUAUACAUGGCGACAACUAGAGAAAAUUCUCUUGGAGCAUUCAGUGCCAUGUUCUUCUGAGCAAAAACUAUCAUCAAAUGUGAAUACUCUGCUGGUCAGGGGUCAAGCUGAUGCUGCUGAAAGUCCCUGCCCAGCUUUGUCCCCAAUGACUAAUUCACUCCUAGAGCAACUGGAGGCUCGUAUCAAGGAGCUUAAGGCAUGGCUCCGAGACACAGAGCUGCUCAUCUUUAACUCCUGUCUCAGACAUGAGAAGGAUGCCUUUGAGCAGCUUCCAAGUUUCAAGUCCCUGUGUUCAGAGAUUCAAACCCGACGACGAGGAGUGGCUUCUAUUCUAAAACUGUGCCAGAAGUUGCUGCAGCAGAGCCAGUCAAGCCUGAUGGCUGAAGCUGGCCCAGAUGCGGAGCAGCACCAAGAGGCCCUGAAGCUGUUGUCAAUCAACCUGGAAAGAAGGUGGGAGGCAAUAGUGAUGCAGGCGCUGCAAUGGCAGAACAGACUGAAGAGAGCGUUGGGAGAGCAACAGGUUAAUGGAAACAUUCUGGAAACAGGCUGGGCCGAUCUCCACCAGAUUAGCCCAGUGUCAUUGGAUUCUGUGGCAGGGGCACCAGAUGACUCCUGGGAAUGGGAUGAAACAGAUAUAACAGUCAUGGAGGCAAAGCAACAAGAUGUACCACAACCUGACCUCACAACUGCAACCACACUAUCAAAUCCGCCCUCAAACAAGGCUUUGUCCAAUGAGAAUCAAGCUGUCGAGAUUCAAGCUGAUAUUCAAGCCACUGAGUUAAAGGAGAUGUCUAAACUGAAGGAUGGGUCCUCACUGGAUGUACAGCACAGCAUAUGCUCCCAUACACCCCCAAACAAUAACAUAUAUCAAGUGUUUAGCCUUCACAGUAUUGAAUUAUGCAAGCAGCAUAUGUUUCCACUUACUUCCACACUAACGCAUAUAAAUGAACCUAUAAAAAACAGAGAAGAUUUGCUUAAGAGCAUCAGUAAGGAUUCCUCGUGGUCCUCAGCUGAAUCCCUCCCAGACCUCCUGGGAGGUUUAUUGUCAAAUAGCCAACAACAAGACAAGAUCAGUGAAUUUCGGAAUAGUGAAAGUGAGGGUGGCAGAAAAAGUGGACAGUCGGAAAAUAGUCAACGAUCAGAUUGUGAGAGUGGGAUUGUAAGUGACAGUGGAGAUUCAGAGAUAUCAACAAACUCUGGAAAGAAAGCAAAGAAAGAUGAUCAGGGGGUAGAAAAUCAGGAAAAACAAGACUGGAGGAGGAGUGAAGCUACACAAGGACAUUAUAAUUUAGCUCUGGGAAAGAACUGUAUUACCCAGCAUAAAAGAAGCAACAUGGAAAUGUCUACGAAUUUGGAGGGAUGGAAAAAGAAUAAGCUUAGAGGUGAAACCAAAAGAAAUAAAGAGGAGAGGGAGAAGAAGAGGUACAAACAGGAAGGAGGGGAAGCUGUUGAAAUCCUAAUAAACGGCCAUUGGAUCCUGACACCUGCAAAUUCUGAAUGUGACUUUGAUGUGAAAGGCCCCAAAGACUCCUCCAAGAUUUGCAUGUCCCCGAAUGACAACGCAGAGUUUAACAUUGACCUUUGUAAUAGUUUUGAGAUUCCCCCUUGUCUCAACAGUAGGAUAUCAAGCCCAGUUUUGUCUCAGAGCUCUUCUUUGGAGUCUUUAUUGGCUCUGGGUAUUGAGUUAUUCCCCUCUAAAGAACGGCUACAUCGUAGCAUCUCGCUGGAAAGCUGCCUUAACAAAUGUCACAGUCCUGACGGUGAGGUGGUAGGCAGUCUUGCCAGUCUCGGUGAGCUGAACCAGGGACAGGAGAUAAACAGUGAUAGAGUUAAACCAAGUGAAGGCAUAAAUAGUGGAACUGAAACAUCUUCUGGGAAUCUUAGCCAAAGAACCCUUGAUCUCCUGAAACGUUUGGAGAACAUUCAGAAUCCUCUGCUAGUGAAGAUGAAACGCAGUGUUUCUGACAAGUCAAUCCAGUCAAGCCAGUUCCUUGUUUCACCCUCUUUAGGUGGCCAACACACUCCACUCUCUGAGAAUUUUAGCACUUCAUGGAAAGAACAGCCAUCACAGAUCAAUGAAACGUUGUCAAAAGUAUCGCUCACCGAACUGAGUAGCACAGAAGACUCAUCUAUGGAGUCUGAGAAUUUUGUCAUACUCAGAAAUCAGCACCACAUUUGUCUAGAUCCAAACAUGGCAGCCAAUACCAGCUCCAGGUCUCAAAGGAAGCAAUACCACAAUGGCAGCAGCGGUAUGAAAGGUGCAGAUGAUUCAGAUGCUACAAGUUUAAGCAUGGUGGUAAAUGUUUCAUGUACUUCAGCAUGCACAGAUGAAGAUGAAGACGACAGUGACCUGCUUUCUUCCUCCACACUGACGCUCACUGAAGAGGAACUUGGUGUUCGGGAUGAACAGGAUGGGGAUGAUGAGAGGGUUAAUUGUGUGUCCUCUGGCAAUGACCAGGAUGAGGACAAAGAUGCAGAUGACAUGGAGACCUCCUACGAGCUGGGGCUUGAGUAUAUGAAGAGGGAGUUACAGAGUUGGAAACGAUCUCUUCACACCUCUGCUUCCUCCUCAUUCAAAACAGAGGCAGGCCUUUUGGAUGAGUUGCAGUGUGGAAGUGCUCCAUCUUCCACCUUCACAUAUUCAACUACACAAACAUUAGAAAUCAAUAACAAGGCUGGCAACAAUACAGCAAGUAGAAAGGAAAACAAAGAUGACAACAGAAAGAAUGUGACAAGAAGUUAUAUCAGCCAGUUUGACAAUGAUGUGGAGAAUGGAAAUGUAGACCACAGCUGUUUACAUGAAAAAGAUGAAGAUGAUGACCUUCUCCAAGAAGAGUCUGGCUUGCUCACUAAGAAAAAAAAUACUUUAGGGGAAUUGUAUUUCAACAUCAAAACAGAGAAGCCAGUUCAAGAUGUUGACAACUUGAGAGCUGAAAUGGAUUCAAGUUCAACAAGACAUAUUUGUUCAUCCCCAUCAAAAGAGCUCCUCCUCUUUUCAUCCAAGCGUGCUUCCUCUUUGGUGGGAGAGCUGAGAGGAGAACUCCCCUGCCACAGCACUAUCCUCCCUACACCUACUUUGCUGUCUCCAGUUUACUGCAGAUCCCACAGUGCAUUGGACAACAGCCAAUCGAUUGCUGAAGGACGGAAAGCCAUCACAAUUCAAGAGAAGUUUAAGUUCUCAUCAUUGGUGACAGAGGAGACGAGGAGUGAAGUCCGAGCAAAAGAUUCACAUCUCCUUUCCAAAAAAAGUCACAAAUCCUAUUCCUCCUGCUGCAAUCCCUCCCUCUUGUCGCCCCAUCCACAAAGCGGAGAUGAAUGCGAGAAAGAGAAAGUGCAUGACUUGGUAAUGGAGAUUAUUGACAUGUCCUCUGUAGCACUAAAAAGCAAAAAGAACCAGUCAGAUGGAGUAAACCACGGGGAGACCAGUGGGUCUGUCCAAGACCAAUCCUCCACAUCACUAGCACAUGCCAGAGACAAGGUGCUUGAACACUCUCACAGGCCUCUUCAUCUUCGGAAGGGAGACUUCUACUCCUACCUGUCUCUCUCCUCCCAUGACAGUGACUGUGGUGAGGUCAGUCAGUGUGCUGAGGACAAGAGCUCGACCCCUGUGCCCUACAGCAUUCCAUCCUAUUUCACAUCAACACAAGCCCUAAACAGGCCAAGCCCCGAGCUAUUUCCAGGCACCAAACAGCCAACAUCUAUCUUUCAGUCAGCUCAGUUGACCAAAUGCUCUUCACCUAACCUGACCGCUAAGAACAACAUUGGCUGUUUGGAUUUGAAGUGUUUUGACAGUGAAACUACCAGUGUCACAAAUGGAAGCCAAGCAGAGCAGUGUUCUAGUCUCUCUCUGUCCAUACCUCCCAGUCCUGACAUUAGGAAUGAGGAGACGCUGUUUGAAGCCUGUACAGAGGAAGUUUACCUAGGCCCACCUCUUUGCUACAGCAUAGUGAUCAAAAAGAAACCUCAACCAUUCCAGCAAAAACUGUGUUUGGAUACCUCAUUGGCUAGUGGCAGUGAGAUGAACAAAAAUGCACCUUCUUUGUCCCUAGAGUGGCCAAAUUCAGAACUGGACAACAGGCUGACUGACCACUUUUUCUCAAAACAAGGCUGUGGUUCUUUCCUCGUCUCUCCUGUUCCUGAACCUAGUUACAGCUCAUUUUCCACCUCUCCGCUCUUAGGAAGCAACUCCAGCUCUUCAGAUGACAACCUUUUUUCUCCGCUGCCUGUAUCCACUGGUGCAAAAGAAAAACAGCUCAGUGAAGACCUAUAUCUCUCCUCUGAUGGUAUUGUAGGAAAAGUUGCGACUCCUGUGAGUGUCAGCAUGCCGCAGGAGAAGAGAAGUAGUAAUGAGGGGCCUUCUUAUCUUAAUCCCUGGGUGCGUGUUGCCCUGAUAGAGUCCUUCGCCACAAAAUGUUUGGCAGAUACUAAAACGUUUGAAUCCAAUAUGGGCACCGUAAUGACCAAGAUAAGUGUCUCCAGCUUUGCUACUAAUCCCUCAAAAGAGCCAGCCACCGCCGCCACGCGUAUUAAUCCCAAAAUUAACUGCUCAGCGAUCAGAAAGCCUGAUAGGGAGGAGGGGAAGACGGGCAAAGAGUCAGAUACUCAAUGGACAGAGGAGAAGGAGAAGAGGAGAAAGGGGUGGAGCAGUUCGCAACAAGAAGCAAAGUCUACCAUGAUGAAACAGGCUGGCUUUUGGCCAGUUGUCAGCCAAGCCAUUGGAGCAACACAAGAUGGAGCAAACCCAUAGUGAGGUCCCCAAGUCUCGGAUGUGAGGAGUCAGAACCCCUCCACCCGCCCAGGAAAUCAAUGGCCAUCCAGCCUGUGACGUCCAUCGCAUCCUGGACUCCUGGCGAAGAGGAUGAGGUUUACCCUGUUACCUUGUUAAUUGGCAGAGGUAUGGACCUCAAGAACGGUCUUGGGUUCCUCAGAGCUUCAUCCUGCAUCUGGUCCUCUUCACGGAGUAUGAGCACAGGUUUUUGUGAUUUGCUGGUGUGUUUUCCUGUUCUCUCUCUCACCUGCAGGGUGCAACAGGCAGGAACAGAGGUCCAGCUGCUUUCCAUCAGGGCUUAUCAAGGACAGCAUUCAUAAGCAGCUGGAAUCCUAAAGGAGGUGUCAGAUUGUUUACUCACCCAGAGUAGUUAUCAGACCAGCGGACCUAGCUCUGUAAAUUCUUGUCGCCUAGACCGUGUUGCUCACCAGAGUUUUUUACCUUUGUUUCUAGAGUGAAUCAGAUCCCUGAAGACCUGGACCUGGAUUACUGUUGUCUGAUGUCCCAUGUUCAAGUCCUCCAUUGGUUAAAGCAGUGGUUUUCAAAGUGGGGGAUGCCAAGGGGCGCUAGGGGGGCCUCAGAAAGGUUGGGGGGUUGAUUAAAACAAAACACUGUUCUUAUUCUCAACAGUUUGUUAAAUGUUAUCCAGUGGGAUUAUAAUUGUGUUAACAUAUUUUAAUAAAAUUAUUACAUUAAAUAAAUUUACUGAUUAUUGAAUACUUAGUAAAAAGUCAUUUUACAUUUUUUGUUUCUUUACAUAAUUUUUGGCAUUGUCUGUGGGUUUGCAAAAGGGAGUUCCUGCCCAGAAGCUAAUACUGUUUGGGGGUCCUUGGUAUGGAAAAGUGUGGGAACCCCUGGGUUAAAGCACUUAACUGUGUUUUUCCUAGCAAGAGCCUCCUUGAGCUUCCCAAGACCUGCCUGCUCAAGGAAGUUGCCAACCGCUGUCUUGUGCCUCCCUGCCUGUCCACCCUCCAACAUCUCACACCACCAUCUGAGGUAACAAACAACAGAGUUACCCACGUAAACCGACAGCCACUCCUGUCACCCUUAUCCUCCGUGACAUUAUUUACCUCCUCCCGAAUCACUUCUGCAACUCACAACAGUAAGAUUUACUCACCAUCAGUUCUGAUAUCCUGUUUUCCUCUACCAACUAUACUCAUCCCUCUUUCCUCCUCAGUAAACCGGCCCGAAGGAACCAGACUCCCGGACCAUCCAGUUGAAAUUUCUUGUGUCACAAUAAACCUGUUUAACCAAAACUCUGCCUCCGUAAUUGUUACCUGCUCAAAAGAGUUCUACAUUAUGACAGCUAUAGAAUCCAGCAAACUAAAAAAGCAGUCAAAGAAAACACUUUUUGACUUGUGUAACAGCAAGUUAUUUCUACUGUUCGGCCAUGACACAUUUUUACACCAAAACAGGUUGAAAGGAACAGUAGGCUUUUCCCUAGUUGUUUGAUUGUUUUAAAAUGGUUGUUUUAACCUACCCUCACGGAAUUUGAAAUAAAUAAAUAAAAACUAAAAACUCAUUAAUAAAUCAAUGGCUAUUUGUUUAUUUUCUUAGUGCAGUUCCUAUUCUGUGAUCAGUUGCUAGUUUUCAAAUCACUUCUUGUUCAUUUGUCUUGUUAAAUUGAAGUUUAUUAUAAAAUGGAUUCUACAUUUUUCAAGUCCAUAAUAUAAGCGUUUUAAACUGAAUUAGAAGUGGCUGCAGUCUAAUAAUUUUGGUAAUUAAAUAGUAAAAUAACAUAGGUUUCAUUCUCCUUUCAAGAUAUUUUAAACUCUAACUAGAGUCAGCGAACAUGAACAAAAGGACAUUACUGACAUAAUCUGUGUGUGUGUGUGUUUUAAUGUAUGAUGUGCGCACCCUAUAGGUGCCUCCAGGGCUAAGCAAAACCUCCUGCCCUCAUACUCUAAACACACAAAUGUGCACCUGCACAUCCACACACACCCCUGAGGGCAGGGCAUGAGAGUCCAGGUAGAAGCUAUGACAGCCCAACAGCUGCAGGUUAGACAGACACACUAUUCACACACACAAACAUACGCACCUACACCAACAAAUAGCACAAAGGCACACAACAGAGGACAAUUCUACAUAAACACCUAUUUGCAAAGAACCAAAAAAACAUAUCCCAGCCAAAACAUACACAGUGGAUGUGAUACUGCGACAAGGGACACACACUCACCAUCAUAGACAUCAUAUCUAUGAUGCAUAUAACUGGUCCUGACCCCCAUGACGUGGCUGAGUGUAGCCCACCUGUUAACACAACACACACACUGUACACACAAACACAGGUGCAAUUAAAGCAAUCAUGAAUGCAACUCAUGAUGUGCUUUGUGACCCAGACAGCAGAAGCUCCACAGCAAAGCACACAGGAGUGUGUGGAGUGUUCAGGUUUUAUCACUGACUUGCACAUAAAAAAGCUUACCACAUAGUAGCCGGAAGAACAAAGAAAAAUAAGUAACACACAAACAUGUUAAUAUCUUUGGUUAUAGCAUUUAUUUAGUCAACACAUACGCAUUUUUUUAUAAAUUCGACAAACAAUAUAAAUUAAAUAAUUUUAGCAUUUCAAAUUUCUCAUAUUGUGCAUGCAUAUAUAUGAUAUUGCCGAAGGUAUUCACUCACUUAUCCAAACCCUGUAAAUUUCAGUGUUCCGAUCACUUCAGUGAUAACAGCAGUAUAAUAUGUAUGCAGGCAUGCAGAAUUAUUUUACAAACAUUUGUGAAAUAAUGGGUUGAUCUCAGGAGCUCAGUUAAUUCGAGUGUGGUACUGUGAUAGGAAGUCUGUUCAUGAAAUUUCUUCACUACUACAUAUCCCACAGUCAAUCACUGGAAGCAUUAUAACAAAGGGAUUUUCAAUUACAGCAUCUAAGCUAUGAAAUGGUAGACCAUGUAAAAUCACAUAGUCAGGUCUGUGGAUGCUGAGGCGCUUAGUGUGCAAAGAUCACCAACUUUCUGCAGUGGUUAAUGGCGUGGGUUUCUAUGGCUAAGUAUCUGCAUCCAUGUCUUACAUCACCUAGAGCAAUGUAAAGCAUCGCAUGAAAGUGGGCACAAGUGGAUUGUCUGCCAAUUCAAUGGAUGAGUCUGGAUUUGGCAGUUGCCAGAAAUCACUUGCCUGACUCUAUUGUGUCAAAUGUAAAGUUUGGUGCACAGGGCAUAAUGAUGUGGAGCACUAGUUGAGCUUGAACCCUUAGUUUCAGUUCCAGGAACUCUUAAUUCAUCAGCAUACCAAUAUAUUUAGGCAAUUUCAUAUUCCCAACUUUGUGGAAGUUUGGUAGUGAGAAACACAACUGACCUACACAGAAUAGUGACCUUAACCCACUAGAACACGUUAGGGAAGUAUUAGAGCAGAGACUUGUCAAACGUCAAUGACCUUACAAAUGUGCAUUUAGAAGAAUGGUCAAAUAUUACCAUAGACAUAGCCUAAACCUUGUGGUAAGCCCAAACGAGUUAAAGCUAUUAUUGUUGCAAAGCGGAUAUGACAUCAUAAUUUUAAACCCCAUGGAUUAAGAAUCGGAUGUCACUUGACUUUACAUGUGUGUGAAGGGAGAUGAGUUAAAGGUGACCUAUAAUACUUCCUUUUAAACAUUUGGGAUAGGUUUGUGGGCUAUACAAAACAUGUUAAUAAAAUUUUUCACACAAAAUCAUUCUCAGAUAAUGAGAUUUCAACUUCUCAGUUUCCCCUUUUUUGAGCUUCUUUGAGAAUGAGCUGUUUUGCGGCUCUGUCACUUUUAUGCAAAAUAGCUGUAUCUGGCCAUGCCGCCAACCAGAACGUGAAAACGCGUUCAAAACUUAUAAGACAACAAUAAGUAGUCACAUGUCUGUCAUCUGCAGAUGUGCCCCAAACAGUAGGGACUGAAUUCUUUUUCAGUAUAAGUCUUAAUGCAAAUCCUGACGUGUACUGAUGUGACUUCUCAAAGCAGUCCAUGGUGAAGUGAUUCGUGCAAACUAGUACUGUCUUCGGCAAUGUGACUGGAACAUUGCCCUCAAAUAUGAAAGCCACGAAUCUCUGUUAUCCAACAGCGGGAGAAUGUGCAUGGACACAUGUGGGUCUUUGCAGCCAACAACAGAACAUCUGCCUUUGAGGGCAGCCAUUGUAAGGCACGUGUAAGGUAAAACCACCUGGCGGGACGUGAUCCUCUAUUGAAAAUUAAGGGGGAGGAGCUUCGCUUCAGCUCCGCUUCAGUCAGGGGUGGGACCCAGGUAACGCUAGGUGCGAGUGUAAUUGUGACGUCACAAUUAAACAACUUUUAAAACCACGAGUUUUCUAGAAAAGAAAAAAACAGCUGACUUUUUCUUUUUCUUUUUUGCGUUUUGACUGUUUAUAGAAGCAUUAGAGACCCAAAUGAAAGACUAGAAACAAUGCAAAGUGAAUUUUGCAUAAUAGGUCCACUUUAAUAGUUUUGGCAAUGUAUUGUUUGUUUCAUACAUAUAGAAAUCAAAACUGUGUUGUAUUGAAAUUUUACAUACAUUUACUGUUUUCACCAACAUGAAAAGAAACAUUCUUUUUUGU
Molecule: messenger RNA, 12305 nt
Organism: Girardinichthys multiradiatus
Lineage: Eukaryota; Metazoa; Chordata; Actinopteri; Cyprinodontiformes; Goodeidae
Gene: akap6
Product: A kinase (PRKA) anchor protein 6
Exons: 24
Coding region: 375-7781 (2468 amino acids)
Source: RefSeq, a predicted model, not a curated record